This is a messenger RNA of Aspergillus clavatus NRRL 1, 297 nucleotides long. RefSeq lists its product as uncharacterized. Bases 1 to 297 code for a protein of 98 amino acids. The transcript has a single exon. Lineage: Eukaryota; Fungi; Ascomycota; Eurotiomycetes; Eurotiales; Aspergillaceae. The record is from RefSeq and is a predicted model, not a curated record. Gene Ontology annotation, molecular function: transferase activity.
AUGGACAAGGUCGCCGCCGGGUUGGAAAUCGCUUGCUACUAUGGACCUGAGAGCCAUGUUCUAGUCGGCACGAGCGCUGCGAUUGAAAAUGUCGAACAGCUUCCGGCUGAUAGCAAUGGGCAGUUUGGGAAGAUUGAGUAUAAAGGGCUGUCGGUGGCGCAUGGCUUCUCCUCGCAAUUCAAUGAGGCUCUGCUCUCCAAACUAUACACUUGCAGGAUUUCUCGGAUGCGAUCAACCGCCUAUCAGACAGUCUUAGACCAUGUGUCUGGCUUGAAGCUCGUUCUGGAUCAUCAGUAA